Trichoderma virens Gv29-8 is the source of this 4161-nucleotide messenger RNA. RefSeq lists its product as uncharacterized. NCBI's taxonomy places the organism in Eukaryota, Fungi, Ascomycota, Sordariomycetes, Hypocreales, Hypocreaceae. Bases 1 to 4161 code for a protein of 1386 amino acids. Gene Ontology annotation, biological process: TORC2 signaling. The transcript is spliced from 3 exons. Gene Ontology annotation, cellular component: TORC2 complex. The record is from RefSeq and is a predicted model, not a curated record.
AUGCUGGCCAGCUCCUCGUCCAGCCAGAAGGGGUUUUCCACGUCCAGUCAGCCCUCGCAGAGUCUGAAGCAGACGCAGACCGACGUCCAGACCAUCGGCCGGACCAGCAUCGAUCGCGAGGGCACUGGGCUGCAGAUUCCCAAUGGCGGGGCUUCCAGGAACUUGUCGGCUUCGGCCGUCUCGUAUGCUCCGCGAGCCAGCAGUCUCAAUCCUGGCGCUGGCCCCGGCAGCUUCAGCUCCGAGCUGCGCAGCCAGAUGAUACCCAUCCGGUCUGGCAGCCGGACCGACGCGGGGCCUGUAUACCCAAACAGCUUCGUGGACAAGGUGGAGGAUGGCGAGAUUGCCGAGCAGAAUCUCUCGAUGCUGCGGGACAAGCUCAACAGGGAGAUGAAGAUCAAGGAGGGCAGCGAGAACAUGCUCGAGGCACUCAACCUGAAGAAGCCCAAGCAGACAAAGGAGCAGCGCCAGAGGGUCGAGGCUGAGCUGACCGCCAGCCAUUCGCGCAUCAAGGUGCUGAAGCAGCAGAUCUCGGAUGCCCAGGCCACCAGAGUGGCUCCGCCCAGCACGCCUCCCAGAAGUAGAGCUCAGCAAGAUGCCGCUGCUCUACAUCGCUCACCACAUAGUCUCCGAUCGGGUCCUGGCUCAGAUAUCGAAGAAUCUACCGAGAAUCCGACAUUUACCUUGGCCGAGCUCCUCCAAGCGCUGGAAGUUGGGGGGAUGACUCCCGACUACUACGUGACUCGCGCGAAUCUUCUGGUCGACCUGUUCAAAAGGUAUCCGACCCUUAAAUACGACCUGGUGUGGUCUGUCUUUGGCCUCCGCAUGCAGAUGAUGCUACUCAGCGAAAGUCGAGAGGUUGUCGCGGCUGGCUAUCGCGCGACGAGAUAUGCGAUUUCGGAUCGAAACUCUCUUAAGAAGAUCAGGAGUUUGAAUACCGACUUUUUAGUUAUACGCUCGUUGAACAAUUAUCGAAAGGCAGAUGUUGAACGAGAGCAGGCUCUCAAAUUUGUGCGAGCGUUUCUUGACGUUAAGGACGGAGUCAAAGAGAUCUCGCGCGCCGUUGUGCGGACCAUUGUAGCCGUUGCCGAGUACGGCGAUGAUCGAUCUGGCUCGGCUCAACCAACUGAACAAAAUACAGAUCGCCUGCGGCCGAUUUGCAUCGAGACUCUCGCCGAGAUUAUGGUGCGAGACCCUCGUCUGCUCCUUGCUUCAGGUGGUCUUGGCCCUCUCUCUGAGGCUCUCGCCGAGGGAACUUACAAGGCCCCCGAGAGUCUUACAUCUGCCUUCCUCUAUCUCCUGGAUACGCCGCAUAGACGGAAAUUCAUCCAGCCGGGAUAUGGCCUUGAUGUGGUCUUUAACGCCUUCACAAGCCAACUUGCUCUUAACGAUGUCGUACUGAAGCAGAACUGCAAAGCCAUCUCUGUCGCUAUGCGAUCAUGGUCUGGCCUCAUGACACUCUGCAUGUACGACUUUCGGUCCAUUCGAUCUCUGAUUAUAAGCAUCUCCCUCCCCAAUCCUGCCAUCCGAGAAACAAUUUUGGACCUGCUCUUUUCGCUCCUUCGCAUCAAACCACCCGCCUGGGCGGUGUCAUUCUUGGCAGGACGUAGGUUGACUACCUACGGAAGGGUGAAUAACCUGAAUUUAAAAACUGAGAGCAAGGAUAGAGGGUAUCUAGAAGAGGAUACCGGGGAGCAAAAUUUCGUGGACCAUUACACAGCGCUGAUUCUAGCGGUUCUGAUCAAAUCAGGGCUUAUCCAAACCCUGCUACAAGUUGCCCGCUCCGAAAACGACACCAUGAUAAAGCGCAAGACGACGCUGUUGAUCGGCGAGGCGCUCAAGCUGGCGGCUAGGCUGCUUCCCCCCUCAUGGAGCGCAGAAAUACAACUCUUGCCGGAACUCUUUUCGGCAGCGGCCAAGUUUAGUGACAGCCAGUCCUAUAUUGCGUCGGGAAUUGUAUAUCAGAUGAGCAGCAUCAACCGCACAUUAUACCGGAGUGCACCGGCAGAUUCUUUGGCUGGCAUUCUACCUUCGAGUGACAGCAUGAACGAUCUAGCUCUCCUUGACGACCAACGCAAGGCGGGAUCUACAGUGGCGUUUGAUGAUGCCACGUUCCGUCAGCUUCUUAUUGACACUGGUGUGCUCAACAGCUCCAACUAUUCCAAAUGGAAUUGGGAGAAUAUCAUCAAGGUCAUUGAUGGUCCUUUACAAGUCGGCAAGAGGCUUGAAGAGGCCAUUAAAGCCUCCAAGUUUAUGAAGAGAAUCAUGAGCUUUUACAGGCCGUUCAAGUACAAAUUUGCCGAUGUCCGAAAUACGCGAAACGCGCAAAAGUAUGUCAGGGCUGGCUGUGCUCUGGUACACUCCUUGCUACAGUCGCCAGAGGGAGUCAGAUUUUUGGCAGAUAGCAAACUGCUAAGGCAGAUUGCAGAAUGUCUGGCACAGUGCGAUCCGACCAGUGGACUCACCGCACAGUAUCCCAUGUUUUCUAAGGACAGGCUAACGGAUACCCUCUGUGCUGGCUAUUUCCCUAUGCUUGGAGUGCUCACUGGCGAUCCAAAGGGUUUGGCUAUGCUUGAGAGGUGGCGCAUGUUCAACAUGAUGUACCAUAUUUACGAACUGACUCAGCGCCCAGAUCUUAUCAAGCUCCUCCUAUCUAGCUUUGACUAUAGCCUCCAGGGUCACCAUCGAAUCUUGCUGUCGAAGGCGCUGACAGCGGGCACGAAAGAGAUCCGAAUCCACGCCACAAACACGCUUCGGAAAUGCACUCUUCGAAGGUUACCGUCCAUUGACGGCCGCGGCGAAGUGAGCGACUCGAAAUGGGCCAUCCAGCUCCUAGUCACCCAGCUAUACGACCCAGAAAUUGAGGUUUGCUCUACCGCGGUCAAAAUACUGGAGAAGGCCUGCAACAGAAAAGCCUACUUGGCAUACAUUGUCGAGUGUCGCCCGGCUUUGGAUCACCUCGGCGAAAUUGGAGCGCCACUCUUGCUGCGAUUCCUGUCCACCUCCAUCGGAUAUCACUAUCUAGAUGGUCUUGAUUACAUUAGCAACGAAAUGGAUGACUGGUUCUUGGGAAGAAACGAUUCUUAUGUCGGGCUUAUCGAGGCUAGCUUGGCCAAGGCAUUCCUAACGGACGCAGACGAGCAUCAUCAUCGCCUUAGUGUAUUUGAUGAGCACGAGGCGGAAACCGAUUAUCACGACAGCCACAUACCACCCCACUUUUACAGAGAGUUGACGAGAACUCAAGAGGGCUGCAAGCUGCUCAGCGACAAGGGCCACUUUGAAGAGUUUGCCAACACAAUUCGUGACCAUGGCAUGCAAUCCGAGGACCCCGAGCUGAUUACGAAAGUAAAGGGCUGCCUUUGGGCUGUGGGCAACGUAGGAUCUAUGGAACUGGGUGCGCCAUUCUUGGAGUCUACAGAUAUGGUCGAGCAAAUUAUCAGAAUUGCAACAAGACACGAAGUGAUGAGUCUCCGUGGAACAGCCUUUUUCGUUCUCGGCCUUAUUUCUCGGUCGACACAUGGGCUUGAAAUUCUAUCGGAACACGGAUGGGAUGCAAAUACUACGCUGAUGGGCAAUUCCCUUGGCUUUUGCAUUCCUUCUGACCUGUCGAAGUUGUUUUCACUUUCGCCGUGGCAUCACGAGACAGCUGCGUCAAUUAUACUACCAGAGUCGCAAUGCACCAUACGGGAGCAGCCUCCGCCCAGAGCCGCGCGGCCACCGCUGGAGUUAUCAGAGAUGCCGCCCCUUCUUAACGAUAGCGCUAUCAGCGAGCGCAUUCUGGAGCUUAUAGUUGAUCUUGGAAACACUGUUCUGUAUCGGAAGGCAGUCACCGAGCUGCAAAAGAUUAAAGCGCGCAAGCCGAUGGCUUUCCGCAGCGCGGAAUUCUUCAAGACGGUCAUGGGGCUGAUGGAGUGGAACCACUACCGACUCGGCGUCCGUAGAAUGGUGAUUGACCUGUUUGAGAAGACCGUCAUGCGUCAAAUCGUGUUUGAAGAAGAGGAGAGCGAUAGUAGUGAGGAGGACGAGAGUAGUCAGGUGGAGGUGGAUGACAGUGUUAGCUCUGGAGAUGAUAGGGAUGAUAGGACAGAGAGGCAGAGGAGCAUAAGUGAGCCUAUGGAGCCGCCGCCGGAUUUACUGCCGGCGCCUCUGCGAGUACGCCGAUGA